Messenger RNA from Dendroctonus ponderosae (mountain pine beetle), 10493 nucleotides. RefSeq names its product protein turtle (gene tutl). The record is from RefSeq and is a predicted model, not a curated record. The transcript has 18 exons. Gene Ontology annotation, cellular component: axon; plasma membrane. NCBI's taxonomy places the organism in Eukaryota, Metazoa, Arthropoda, Insecta, Coleoptera, Curculionidae. Gene Ontology annotation, biological process: homophilic cell-cell adhesion; axon guidance; dendrite self-avoidance. Gene Ontology annotation, molecular function: cell-cell adhesion mediator activity. The coding region runs from base 320 to 4213 and encodes 1297 amino acids.
UCAGUUGGAAUUCAGUUUCGCUCCGCUUUAGGAGGGCCUUUUGAGAGGUGAGAAUUGCGCGAUUGAAUCGGUUUUUGAGGUUUUCUGACUGAAAGUUUGAGUGAUUUGGUGAGGUAUCGCUGCUGCUGAUUGCGGGCGUCCUCGGCCUGUUGGAUACUGCAGACUUCUGGACCGUUCUGGGUUUCUUCCUAGUGGCCUCUUACUAAGAUUUGCUUGCAUUCGAGUUGCUAAACAGGUAAAACGAUGUCAAGAUCAGCUGUGGCAGUGGCGGCGGCAAUGAGGCGUGCUGUGCGCUAGCAGGGAGUAUGGAAGCGCCGGAAUGGGCAUGCGUGCGCACCCCCGGGCCUCCCCGUCCGAUUCAGCUACUUCAUCGUCGUCGUAUCCGAUCCACCUGCGCCCCUCGUCGCUUUUCCUCGUCGCCCUCACUGGCUUCACCCUUACGUCUGCCUUGCUCCAAACCACAGUUUCAGCUAACACAGUGCCAGAAGUCGUCGAAACGAGUGAAGAUGGGGCAGGAAAUAGUGCCAGUGGCGGCGGUUACCAAGAUGCAGUGCAUAUUACGGCCAUUCUGGGAGAAUCAGUGGUGUUCAAUUGCCAGGUCGAGUUCCCCGAAGGACAUCCGGUUCCGUACGUGUUACAGUGGGAGAAGAAGGUAACCAGUCCGAAGAGCCGCACCCUGAUUGAGUACUUUUUAAAGGGGGUGGACAUUCCGAUUUACAUCUGGUACGAAAGUUAUCCAACUCAUAGCGCCGAAGGCUACGAGGGACGUGUCGGACGCGUUCCUGCGGGCUCCAAUUAUGGGGCCGCUUCACUCAACCUUACCGAUAUCCGGGAAUCUGACCAAGGAUGGUACGAAUGCAAAGUGGUGUUCCUUAACCGUUCCCCGAAACCACCCAAGAACGGCACCUGGUUCCAUCUCGACGUGCACGCGCCCCCCAGAUUUGCGGUAACUCCCGAUGAUAUUAUCUACGUGAAUCUGGGGGAUGCGAUCAUACUCACCUGCCAAGCGGUAGGAACGCCCACUCCCGAGAUCCUUUGGUAUAAAGAAGCCAACCCUGUCGAUCCCACAGCCACCGUAGGCAAUAUAGGAAUCUUCAACGAUGGUACUGAACUACGCAUAUCGAACAUUCGACACGAAGACAUCGGCGACUACACAUGCAUCGCACGAAACGGUGAAGGCCAGAUAUCACAUACAGCGAGAGUGAUUGUGGCUGGGGGAGCUGUAAUAAUGGUACCACCAAUCAACCAGACUACGCAAGAGGGCGAAAAGGUGCAAUUUACUUGCGAGGCCAAGGCACUGCCUGGCAAUGUAACAGUCAAGUGGUACCGGGAAGGAGCACCUGUGACCGAAUUGGCUGCUCUGGAGACCAGAGUUAAUGUUAGGAAGGACGGUGCAUUGGUGAUUAAUCCAGUGAUUCCAGAAGACUUCGGUCAGUAUCUUUGCGAAGUGAGCAACGGCAUUGGGGAGCCGCAGAGCGCGUCGGCGUAUUUGAACGUUGAAUACCCGGCACGAGUAACAUUCACUCCCACUGUACAAUACCUGCCCUUCCGAUUGGCUGGCGUCAUACAGUGCUACAUCAAAUCCAACCCCCCACUGCAAUAUGUGACUUGGACGAAGAGUCAGCGCGUACUCGAGCCAUAUCAGAUAAGGGAUGUCGUGGUGAUGAACAACGGCUCCUUACUAUUCACUAGAGUUAACGAAAACCAUCAGGGUCAGUACACGUGCACUCCCUACAAUGCACAUGGCACCAAAGGCGCUUCGGGGCCAAUGGAGGUUAUAGUGAAGAAACCUCCCAUUUUCACUAUACAGCCUGAGGCAAUGUACCAGAAGAAAGUGGGAGAAACUGUCGAAAUGCAAUGCGAUGCUGUUGGAGCUGAAAGCACCAAGAAGCCGACCAUACAAUGGCAAAAGAGAGAUGGUUCUCCUCUGCCGAAGGACCGCCUAAAAAUGGAUGGAGGUAACUUGACCAUUGAGGGUUUGCGCCGAUCGGACUUUGGGUUCUACCAGUGCGUAGCCACCAAUGAGGUCGCUUCUAUCGUUUUUUCCACUCAACUGGUGGUGGAAGGCACUCAACCACAUGCACCCUACAAUUUAUCAGGAUCAUCCACGGAGUUUAGUGUUACUCUCGGCUGGAUGCCAGGAUAUAGUGGAGGUCCGGACUACAAGCAAGACUACACAAUAUGGUACCGAGAGUCUGGCGUGACUGAUUGGUCAACAAUUCCUGUAACACCCUCUGGAAGUACGCAGGUGACGAUCAAUAGAUUGGCACCUGGAAGCACCUACGAGUUCCAAGUUGUUGGGAAAAACUCCCUGGGGGAGGGCAUGAUGAGCAAGAUUUUCACGAUAAGAACUUUAGAUUUGGUCUUGCUUACACGAGAAGACGUCACCCUGCCAGUCCAGAAUACUCCAGCUCCGAUCCAGCCGGCUGUUGCGAAUAACGGAAAUCCGGGCCCCACAGCUGGUUCUCCGAGGAAUUUGACGGUAACCGAAGUGGACCACGGUUUCCUCAUCACCUGGAUGCCACCUCUUGAGCGAUCAUUCGAUAUUCAUCAUUACGAAAUUAAAUACAGAACAGAUGGGCCUUGGAAAACGCUAAACAAGGCCCAGAUUAGGCCUGAAGACACUCAUUAUUUAGUGAAAAACUUGGUAGGCGGAAGGACUUACUAUUUUCGCAUAUUCGCUCAUGCUGGCGAUAACUACGAAGCUAGUGAGGAAGUUAAAUUUUCAGUGCCUGCACGUGUUAAGCAUAAGGCUAUCACGGCUGGAGUGGUAGGAGGAUUUCUGUUCUUUGUAGUGGCAAUUAUUCUGUCCGUGUGUGCCGUUAAAAUAUGCAAUAAGAGAAAAAGGCGGAAACAAGAAAAAGCAUACAACAUGGUAGCGUGUAGGAUUUCCGAUGCUAGGAACGGGAGUGGAGCCACCGAAAGUCAAGUGCCUUUGAAAAAACUUAGAAAAGGCAGAAUACCAGGUUUAAGCAUCGUAGCCUUCAUCGUGAACUGGAUUUGGCCGCGGGACCGCUGCAGAUCCGGCAGCAUUUCCAGCCUAACCUGGCACCCGGACUACAUCCAUCCUGGCUCGCCCAGCAAGUCACUCGGCCGAAUCUCCAGAGCGGCUGAUGGUAGGUUUGUGCUAGUAAACCCCCACGAUUUUCGGCCGCCCGGAACUCCUUCCAACGCUUCAAGUAGCGAUGAUGGCGGCUUUCUGCCCAGCCGAAGAGGAGUUCUGAAUCGGGCCUCGUGGCGGCGACCUUUAGUGGGUUACCCCAGCCAGUUGAGCCUCCGUUCUGAUGCCUCUGGCCAGUCGGCCGCUCACAUGGCUUACAUCAUCGAAACCCCACGUCGAGUUCAUCCCACCUUGCAAUUGGUGCCCACCUUCUACAGUCCGCAAACGCCGAGAAUCCAGAGCAGCUCCCCGGCAAACUCCAGUGGACUGUUGCUAUCCCCUUGGACUCCCAUGUACUUUAGUGACUUGAGUUCGGUUAGGUAUCCGAGUUCCGGUGAACGGUCGUUUCCAACUCCACCUGGGUUCAUGCAACUUAGAUCGGUGCAUGAGCGGUACUCGCAAGAAUUGCCGCCGCUGCGCGCUAUCCAUGAAGAGCAUCAAGGCUUUGUGCCGGUGCAGCCUUUACUAGAUAGUCCAAGGCCUAUCACAAUGCGGCCGCGGACUAGCAGACUGUUAACUCCGCGACAUGCGCGUCUAGCUCGGAGUGCUCCUGAACUGGACCAUUUGGACCGAUCGCCGGAAAGCCGAUCCAGCUCCAGUGGAUUUGGAAGCAAGAAUGCUUCCUCCCAACAGAAUCAAAGCUCGCAUAGCGGCAGCAGCUUUAUGGACUGGCGGCUGCCUCCGUACCGACCGCCUCCGCCACCUCCGCAGCUUCCACCGCCUCCUCCUUUAAUGAGGCACUGGCUAGAGUUGGCUUCCAGCAGUCCUUCCGCCUCCGAUCAUUUGCACAAAGCUGUGGAUGUGGGCAGUGUGGAUGGACAUUAUGAGUUUGAUCCCAGCACUCCCACUCCCACACCUUCGACUCCGACCGGUUCUCGAGACGUGGAUGUAGUGGACGCCGGUCCAGGCCAACCACAACGCAAGAGCUUUCCUCUCAGAUGCCGCUAUGAUAAUAUCGAUGCUCGAGUGCAAGCGAUGAAGGAGGAGUUCAACGAAUUUAGGAAGAGGCAGGCGAACAGGCGGAAAAGCUAUGAGCUUGAAAGCGCCUGUUGACACAUUUUCGGUUGUGUUCUACCCACUUGAGGAUCUUCUGAGGCACAGACUGCAAAUUCAACUUCCUCGUUUUGAGGAGGCUGGUGAUUAUUUUAGGUUCUGCCACAGUUGGACAAGUAGAUACAAUAAUUCAGAUUACAGUAGAAAUGUGAAACAGUGCUGGCCCUGAAGCUGUUUAGUUGCGGCUUCUUCACUUUUUCACUCACUAAUAUUAGAAUAAAUACAAACACACGCAAUAAUACCGGGUGCAGUUUGAAAGUCACUAUCGCCUCAAUUCACUUUGAAUGCACCAGAAUGUUUCAAAACAUUAGGAGAUUCAUGGAUUAAUUGCAAAAGAAACCAUCUGCUAUAGAAGGGAGCGAGUUUAAUUUAGUGUCCAAAAAACACGUAAAGGUGAGUGGAAGAGAGCAAUUUGCUUAAAAGCUUGGAAAUAGAGCAGAAUUCCAAUAAAGUAACAGUCAACCGCAAGGUUUCCUUAAAAAAAAUAUUUUGGAAAAAAGUUGAUAUAAUUGAUCCGCAAGUAACGCAAGCAGCGGAUCGCGUCCGUAAGUAACGUAACGGAUCCCCAAGUAACGUAACGGAUCCGCAAGUAACGCCCAGAUAUUUUAGGACAUCAUUUUAGAGACUAAAUUAAAUAAUAAAAGGCUAAACUAAUAAAGUUUCUAAACGUUUGGCGAAUUUUGCGUGUCUGCGCAAAAUCCUACUGCCGAUUCCUGGGGUGGAAACAUGGAUGAUUGGACAUUGGACAACGAAAAUGGACUGUUUUCGAAAUGCAGGGCGUCAAAAUUUACAUUAAAAAUUCGAAAAAAAUCAUUAUUUUGUUUGUAUCGGGGGUUUCUAGAGGGCGAUAAAUUAUAAUCCGUUUUCACACAUUUUCUAUGCACAUCGAAGAGGACGCUUCAGAGAUAUACGAAUCCUAAUAAAAUGUCCUUUAUGGUCUAGUAUAACAAAUAUUUGUGACCAGAGUUGUGUUAGUACACAUGUUUUAUAAAAAAACGGUCUCUUGGUCGAAGUUUCUACAAGCAUUCCUUCUUGACAUAUUGGAAGUUUAAAGUCCGCCCGAUCUGUCAUCACAAAUUAUUGCCGAUGAAUGAAAGCAGAUUGCAGAAGCAUUGCAGAUUUUGGUCACAACAUGUACAGAGUGUCUUCUUAAAAAUGGGGCAGAUUUUGUCAUUUGCAACAUUCCUUAGUGCUCUUCAUCAAAUUAUUUAGUCACAAUAAUUUUGAAGUAGAAAAUCUGUUUUUUUUUAAUUCGAAGAAUUGCCACCUUGUAUAUACGAUUCAGUUUUUCCGCGUUUUAAAUAAAAUUGUAUGUUUAGGUUGAAGAUUAAAUCGGUUCUAAGGAGAAGGCUUUAUGAAAAUUGUGAUAUACAGGGUAAAAAAAAUGAAUGCAACAAAAUGUUGUUGCAAUGUUUUUAUUUGUUUCUUCUGGUCUUUCUCUUGGAGAUUUACAUUGUGAUCAAUUGCUUAUUUCUCACAUUUUCGCAAAAAGUGAUGCAAUCAUAUCGAGACUUGCACGAAAAUCUGCAACUUAAUUUAUGAAGGCCUUGAUAUUCUUCAGCUAAGUUUUAUUAAACGUUCAAUUUAUUUUUAAGAGAGUGGAUUUUUGUCGAAAUGUAACGGAAAACAAUCCAAAAACACCGAUAUCCACAAGUAAAAAUAGGUUUUUGCGACAUAUUUCACUCCGUCUGUCUCAAACAGCGUCUCCAAUAAAUAACAACUGAUUUCUGAACUCGCUAAAAACAAUUAUGGAUGCAAUUCAAAAUUGCAAUUGUUUGCUUUCAUAGUGGAAAGCUGGAUAGUGACUGGAUAAACUCACUGCAAGUAGAUUAGAGUUUCAACGUCUCAGUUUAUAAUAAAAUAAUCAUAUAAUUUGUUUUAAUACUAAAUUUAGGGCCGACACUUUGUGCCUUGAUUGAUAACGAUUAAGGGUUUGGAGUCUGAUGCGUUAUAGUGUGAUUGCUAAGACACAAAGUUUUGGACCUUGAUAGUAAAUAAUAAAAUAUAAACAGUCAGUGUUGUGUGGAGUGCAAAAAUCAAACCUGAUGAGAACAUACUGAAAGAAGCGAGCAACAGAAACUUUAUUUUCAAUUCAGUGUGAUAUCCAAUAUACUUACGGAAACGAAAAAUAUGUUCUAAAUAUUUAACACAGAACCAAGUUGACUUUUUAGGAUAAAUUGGUAUAGUCUAAGUCAAUACACGACAAACUUUUGUAAAAUAGAACGUAUUUAUGUUGUAGCAGGAUAAAAUUGAAGCUCAAUUUACUCGGAAAAGUUGGAAGUAACUCGAUUUCUACGUGUUGGUGUAACUGAAAUUUUGAAUGUUCGGCUUUAUCCACAUAGGCCUGUCCAGAUUUAUUAGACUGUCGAUGAUGAAAGGCGCUAAAUUCGAAGAAAUUUACUUAUUUUCAAUUGGAGUACGUUUACAACACCAUACAAUAGUAUUGUGAUGACACAAAGGGCUAGAUCACAUCUCGAGUGAUCACAGCAUUCGAUAAUGGGAUUUUUGGGGUGAUUUUUCUAGCUCUUUGGAUAUUAAUAAUCUAAACGCUUUAGAGCGGUCUAACUACAGACUGCGACCAACAUUCACAAGAGGCUGUUGCGAUAUUGUAAUAUUAGCUGCUAGGGUAAAAUUUAUAUAACGUACUUUAAAAUGAUUUCGUUUCUUUAAUUUUUUUAAUUCCUAUAUUUUGAAGUGUACCCGAGGUGUUUAAAUGGGAGAAAACCAAUACGAAAAAAUCAAAUAAAUGUGUUUUCAUAGUUUCAACGUUAUCGUUUUCAAAUGUGUAAUUUUUAUAUAAAAAGUUUCCAUAUAAAUGAAUAUUCAAACCAGACGAGCGCAAGAGCAACAAUUUUUUUUACUUUAAUUCUGCAUUUCCCGCUGAAUUUUUUGCAAAACAGUACUUUGCUGCAACAAUUAUCAACCAAAAUUAGACGAAACAACAGUAUAUUUUGGUUAUCAUCAACUUUUCUGUUCGUUUUCAAAAAAUCUGUGGUUUAGCCUUUCAGGCUUAAUUAUGCGACGCCUUGGCGACACCCCGGUAUAAAUCCAAGAAAUUUUAUAGGAUUUAUAUCUCUUUAAUUUUCAAUGCGGAAUAAUUAUUAUAUAAAACACAUGUCGGUGUAAUGACGCGCUUCAACCAGGAUCAUCAGGAAAUGAAGUAGAUUGCAUAAGCCACUUUUCUUUGUUGUUUAGUGUUUUUCUUUGUUGUUGCUAAUUUAAUGUUUUCAAGAAAUUAUGUUCGCAGUUAAAUGGAAAGAAGGUUUUUUACAGAAACGUGCUAAUAAACAAUAAUGAAAUAGCAAAAAUUAAGGAAAUACAUAAACUUUAUUGCUUUAAUAAUAUCGCAAGCAAACAAAUUUAUUUGCUCUCGUACAUAUAAAAAUGGAUAACUUUUUUUUGUAAAAGUCGUACUGAGACAAUGCGAUCUCAGGAGACAUUGACUUAAAAAAAAACAAACUAUAAAUAGCGGUUUUUGGUUUCUUUGGGGAGUAAUAAUGAAUUAAAAACCCAUAGACUAAUACUCAAAAACUUUCAACUAACAAAAGCUGUUCUAUUCAUUAAAAAAAAACCCUCCGGUACACUUCAAAGCCAGCAGUUAUCAAAUGAAAAUUCAGAAUUUGCAUGUUUUUAUGCCGAGCUUUAUUUGACAAUUUAUUUAUUUAUAUUCGAUUGAUUCUGAGAAAAUGUCGCAUCAGAACCAUCUUCUGAUGUGCUUGGGUUAGUGUUCAAUUAAUUUCAGAUUGAAAAUCGAGUUUCUUAUUUCAAUUUGAUCCUUUCGUUUGUGAAAAUGUAAGAUUUUAAAAGUAAAGCUAAUUUAUAAAGAAAAAAUCUAUAAUAAGUAGCUUUAAUUUUUUGGAUAAACAAUGCCAUGUGAGGACUGGUUGUAUUAUAAAUACCAUUAAAGUCAAUAUAAAAGUAGUUAAUAAAUGUACGUUUUUGUUUUACUUUUUACGUUUAUUUUGUAAAAUUAGAAGGCCUUGUUGCGCGUAAGAACGAUACUUGAACAAGUCAUAUUGUAUUGCAGGUUAGUAAUUAUGUGGCUUUGGAAGGAAAACUGCGGAAGUACUUGAAACGGGCUUAUGAGCUUUAUCCUAAAAUGUGCAAUAAACCGUUCGCGCUUAGUUUUUCUUCGUAGCUCGUAAUGAUUUGUAAAUAGUUAAAUUUGUUCAUUAAUUUUAAAAACCUUCUCUUGCCAGAGGAUAAAGCCCAUCUAGUUGUAAGUUGUGUACAAGUAUAUUGAGUGUUAACUGCGCCGUUAAAAGCGUCUUAACACCCAAUAAAAGAAGCAUCAUGCAUUUACUAUGUUUUAAAUUAAUUAAUAUCGUACUGAUUAUUUGGUUAAGAUCUGACAAAAGUACAACUAUUUAUUUGUUAUAUAAUUGUCAUUUUUAUUAUUAUUUUAUGUUUUAGUUUUAAUAAAGGUUUCUUUUAUGUUUGUUAAACGAUUUUAAAGUCGACGUUCCUGAUGAUCAUUUUGAGUAUUUCGAUUCACAUUCUUUAAAUUUAGAUGUCGUUUGAUUGUUUGCAAGCUGUUUUUUCUGGUCAUAUAUAUUUAUAUACAGGGUGUUUAUUAGUGGGAAACGGUUUUAUGGUGUUUAAACGGUAUGAGAUGGGCAGAAAAUAAAAAUCCCGUGUGUUCUUAAUUUUGCAAUUGUCUGUGCUAAUAUUUGUUUAAAUGGCACGCGCAACAAUUUUUUAUUUUUGAACAAAGUUUAAAUCAUUUGACACCCCAAAGUCGACCGUUGUAAUGAGUGCUUAUAAACGUAUCUUGUUAGAAACCAUAACAAAUAAAAUCUUUAAUUUUUAUUUGGCUUAUGGAGGAAGAAGUGGGCUUACUUGAUCUGGCUUCAGAGUUCAAAGGCUACUCAGUUCCAUUUUCUACAAAUUAUCAAACUUGAAACAUUUAAAUUGACUAAACUAUUUUUCAUUUGGCGUGUUAUAGUUAUUAUCAACGAAUGCAGUAGAAUGCCAAACAAAUUCCAGUAACAAAAUUUCGGAUUUCACUUAAAAAUUUAGUUUUAGUCAAAUGAGAGACUUUGACCGUUUGCAUAAAACGCAUCUGAGUAACUAAUGAAACUUUGAAAUGAAAACAAUGGACCACAUUUCUUGCUCUAAAGGCCGAGGAUAAAAGCGGGUUACCAUCUCUUACCGUUUAUGAGAAGUUAGCUUCCAAAAUACCCGUUGCAACGGAAAAAAUUGGCGGUUAACUAGACGAACAAAUCGUCGACUAGAGAGCCUCAAAGGAUUGCAAAUUUAGCGCAGAAUUCAGAAAUGAAGAGAAAAUUUGGAUGUAUUUUUUAUGUUUGUAGUGCUUUUAUGAGACCUACCCUGACGUGGCAAAAUUAACAAAUACUUCCUACUAAUGAAACCCCCUAUAUAAAUUUGUCAAACUUUUUCUUAGCCUUUAACUUUCGUAUCUGUUAAUUUGUUUUUUUUAUGUAUGCCAAAUUACUGAAAUGCUUAGAUCAGGAACUAAAACUACGAUUCUGAAAGUGUUGCAUGCAGUAGAUGCCGUUUCAAUAGUUGUAAAGGCGAAUGAUCAAAAUACAAUGUACAUUGUUGAAAUACAGGAUCUUUAAUAUUGAAGGACAGCAAGUUGAAGAGUUUAUUCGAUUUUAUCGUCCAUGUGCUUUGUAUGUUGUUUGUCACCAUAUGAGUUAUUUUAUAACAAUGCACAUACACAUACAAUAAGUGGCGUCAAUAACUAUUCUAUAGAGAAACUGGAAAGGAAUGAAGUCUUCAACUUUUUGUGUUUGCAUAGUUUAUAGCUAUCAUUUCCAUGCACUUAUUAGGAAGUGGAUUAUUAAUUUUUAGAUAUUAUUUACACGUUUGAACUGUUUUCGCAUUGCCCACCAAACUGCUAAUUUAAAGUAACUGCCUAUAGGCUCAUAAGCGGGAUUUUGUAAAGUUGGCACAAUUUAAAAAAUCUGAUGCGAAAAUUCAAUUUAAUUUUCACUUGGCAUUUUUUCAAUUUUGGUAGUGGCUUCGAACGAAUAAUUCUGAAGUUUUGAUUGCGAGUUUUGAUGGGUUUCUUGCCAUCUUUACAAAAAUCCUUUGCUAGAACGAAAAUCGACAAUUUUUCCUAAAUUCUAAAAUACCAACAACUACUUUGCACUCUUCAGUUCCAUUUCCAUACAAAAUUUGGUACGGUUUGUCUUCGGUUCGUUUGAUGCGCAAUGAGAGUCCAGAAUGAUUCAGUUGUUACUAUGUAACUAUUGCUGUAAAAAAACGCAUCUACACUUGAAUAAGAUUUACAAAUAAAGUUGCGAUCUCAUAA